AUGGAGGAGAGACUGAACCUGUACUUCUAUCCGCUGCAGAGACUGAAGAUCUAUGGAGAGCCAAACAACAUAGAGGUGGCGCUGAGCCCCCUUAAGCAGACGGAGCGAGGAAAGGAGGAGGGGAUAGAAUCCCUAAAUUGCAGACCCGUGGAAAACCCACACAUGAUAUACGACUCUCUAAAUUCAAACAUACUGAAUGAGAUUAAAAAUUUUUACGCGAAUGAUAAGGUGUAUCAUGUGGUUGCCUCCACUUCGCAAUCGAAGCGGGGGAAGGCGAAGGGAAGGGAGUCAGAUGAUGAAGGAGAGGAGGAGGAGAACGAGGAAGGGGAUGGGGAAGAUGCCGACGAUGGCGAGGAGGACUACCAAGACGACGAUUGCUACUACACAGAUGGGGAGACAAAUCCGGAUGAAAAUAGCGAGGCUCUUCCGACCCGAUCCGAUCUGCAGAAGGGCCCAUUUGGCGAUGAAACCAUGUCCAAGAAAAGGGACAACUCGAACAAGAAGCAGGUGCCCCGCCUCCGCUGCGACGGGGCAACCAACCCAAAAGUCAGCGACAGGAAAAGGGCAACACAGAGUUGCAUCGAUUUCCUGCGCAACUCUCGCAAUUAUGAAAAAGAAAUACGACGAGACCAGACCAGAGUUCGGGCUUCACUAGACGUGGUUAACACUCUGGCCACCUUUUACAUCGACAAGAGCAUGCAGCUGGAUAGCAGGUAUGCAUACGACCUACGUUUCAACGUUAAGUGCCCCGUUCUGGUGAUGCCCGGUGGAUUCUACAAUAACCAAGUGAAGCUGAUGGAGGCUCAAAUUGGCGAGUGUAUUUACGACGAGGGUGACGGCAGAGGGGGAAGCCACUUACCAGGAGGAGACCCCUUGCCGGGAGGAGGCCCCUUGCCAGGAGGAAGCCGCUUGCCCAGUGAUUACCUCCCCGUGAACCUCCAAUUUCGCUUCGACAACGAAGUCACCAUCGUGCCGACGAACCUCUCCACCGGCAACUACGACGCAAACGAGAGGGGGAUCCUUCCCACAUACUACAGGUAUGCGCAGAAAGUGAAGCUCGCCAAGGAGUAUAACAGAAAACGAUCAUAUCGAAAUGUGUACAAAAUUGAGAACAAUCAUCUUCUGUACCAACUGGAUAGAUGCUUCACCGAAGUGAAUGAAAAAGAAUCCAUUGCUGUCAGCAAAUAUUUGAAGAUAAAGGAAAUAAAAGCGGACACUAAUAAUAUUAACGAGUCGGUUAUCUAUGCCAGGAAUGACGUCGGGUUGGUUAUUUUCCAAGUGCAGUACGCUCCCGGGGAGGCGUUUAACUGGGAUGGUGCCCUGUGGACGGGAAAUGAAGAAGAAGAUCCACGCGAGGAGCGCGAUUGGCAUGGUUCACGAGGGAAGGGGAGAACUGCACGUAAGUCAUUCAGUAGCACUGUAGGUAGAACCCCUGACCAGGCGUUCCCCAUUUUGGAUUACAAAAUAACUAUGGCCAAGGACAUCCUCCUCUUUGACAGAUUGAUGCAGAUCUGUCCGAGCACGUGGACAUACGGGAGGUGCACACUUCUAGGCAAUUACAACAGUCUGUAUUCCUACGAUUUGGAAACGAACUUACUACAAAUCGUGGAGUUGAAACGGAGAGGGGGAUACUUUAAAAAUUACGAUACGGCUCUCUGUUUGUGCUAUCUCCAAGAUGACAACACGCUUCUACUCGGAUGUGGCAGCCUCUACAUAUACGACAAAAGAGAGCAAUUUCUGUCCAAGUUUAAUACAAACAAUAGUGGCGUUAAGAGAGUAUCGAAGAAGACGAUCGGGCAGAAAGCACGUGAUCAGUUGUUGACGGGAAUCCCAUUAGAAAUGAAGACAAAUGCCGGAGGAAACAUAUUUCAUGAGGAUAAAAAUAGAUCCCAUUUUAAUAGAGGCUACACAGCAGUUGCGAAGAACCCAGAUUUUUCCUUCAUCGUUGCAUCUGUGAAUACAUCCUUUAACGUGAUUGAAGUAUGGGAUCUAAGAAAUCAAUAUGAACCUGUGUUUCUCUUCCCACUAAACAUAUCAGAAUUUACCGAGUCCCAUUUUAGACACAUCGAAUGGAUGUCCGUCACCCCCACUGGACACAACCGAUAUGAGCAGAGGACCACUUACAAUUUAGUUACCUUCUCAUAUUAUGAACACUUUGUCUACAUAAGGAAGAUUCUAAUCCGUGAUGACUUUACUAGCUAUAAAGAUUUAGGGAUGGAGGCGUACACAAAUCGAUCUUUCCCCUUUGCGUAUAACUACACCUUUAAGGGGGAACCUUCUGGAGGGAGGGAUGGCACACAGGUGGAGGGGAGACCCUUUGACAGAGGAUCCAUUCAGGGGGGAAACCCUCCCAAUGGGAGAAGCAGCACUAUCAUGGGGUAUCGUGGAAAAGAAGACGGGGAAUCCACUUCACUGCGCUCACAUAGCGAUGACGCUGAGAAGAAUCCUUCUCCAGAUGUGGCCCCUCCCCAGGAAGAGCUCCGCGCAAACCACAUGCAGAUGCGAGAGGACAUACCGUUUAAUCACAUAUUUAGUUACAAAACGGUGAAGAUGCUUGUGGGGGACUCCCUCCUCGUAGAUACAGCCAAGUUCACUCCGAUGCAGAAAAACAAAACGGAGCCGAUAAGACUCAUCUCCGACCAUUCGAAAUUCAAUUCGAUUAACACCAAAGUGUAUAAUUUAUUUUUCGGGCUGUAUGGAAUGAAAUUCGUGCAGUUAUGUGUCCCAGUUUUGUAUUGUAGGAGGCAGCCUGAGGGGGAUUCUCUCGGGGGGGGGACUACUCCUCCUACGGGGGUAACUUCUCAUGGGGUAGCUCCUCCUGAGGGGGACUCCCUCAACCACUGCGAUGGGAACGCCUCACCUAGGGAAUAUCUCGAGGAGCGCUUCUACUUUGACGGGAAGAACACCAGAACGUGGAAAUAUUCUGUCAAGAAGAGGGACUCACAGAGAAGGGUAUCCCUCGUCAGGAGGCAAGAAAUCGUGGGAAUCAAAUUAGACUAUGUCCAAUUUAUUCUGCACACGAAUUCUGGUGGGCAGCUAUUCUGCACGCCCGUUAACUUGUGCGUGAAGAAUUUGGCUGAAGAGGAGGCUAAGGGGUGGAUCCCCAUAAAUAGGUCCUACGUGGCGAGUACCUACCGCAAUGAGGGCCUACCCGGGAUGCUCAGCAGGUUCGCCGACCUGGUGCAGAAUAGGCGGUGCGGUGAGGAGACGGAGCAACGCGGUGGAGAAACUUCGCCGCCCGCUGAGGCAACAGCGAGUGACGACCGCCCGCAACAGUUAGCAGACUCGUCGCCAAGUCCACACCGAGAAGGAGAAAGACCACACUUCCACAGCGAGGAACAGGACGACGAAUUUAAUUUUCUCAAUUUAGACAAUUUUGAAGGGAUCAUGUCAAAUGGGGUUGACCGCACAGAAAAGGAUACACAUACCCUUGAGGUAAAAAAAAAAAAAAAAAAACUGAAUGGGUGA
Molecule: messenger RNA, 3468 nt
Organism: Plasmodium inui San Antonio 1
Lineage: Eukaryota; Apicomplexa; Aconoidasida; Haemosporida; Plasmodiidae
Exons: 1
Coding region: 1-3468 (1155 amino acids)
Molecular function (GO): protein binding
Source: RefSeq, a predicted model, not a curated record